This is a messenger RNA of Drosophila persimilis, 2762 nucleotides long. RefSeq lists its product as uncharacterized. Gene Ontology annotation, molecular function: DNA binding; protein dimerization activity. Bases 190 to 2589 code for a protein of 799 amino acids. The record is from RefSeq and is a predicted model, not a curated record. NCBI's taxonomy places the organism in Eukaryota, Metazoa, Arthropoda, Insecta, Diptera, Drosophilidae. The transcript has 2 exons.
UCUUCGAAUAUCAGAAGUCGCGGUCAAAGUACAAAAACUAAGCAAAAACUGUGCAAGUAGUGAGCUUUUCGACGUUCGUCAGAAUCACGGCUGGCUGCGAAGAUUGAAGAAGUCGCAGUCGUGACGGCAGUCGUCGUCGAUAUUGUCAAGUGUUUUCCGAGGCUCAAUAAGUAACUCAAUCGAUUGACAAUGACGCCAAAAAAACGCGAAAAAACUAAUGUUUGGAUUUACUACGUAAAUAAUACAGAAAGCGGGCUGGCUACGUGCAGAAUGUGUAAUGGCACCUUAAAAAACAAUAGGGUGUCGAAUCUAAAAACACAUUUAUGGAAUCGUCACAAUAUAAAAGUUUUAAAAAUAACCCCGAUCGAAACCAAAGUUGACGAGUCAUCCGAUCUGGAUUCCGAGAUUUCUGAAAAAAUAAAACGCAAGCAAAAAACAACAGCUGUGCAUAAGAAACAAACACUUAGACAAAAACGUAAUGCUCUUUGGAAAUAUUUCGAAAAUAAUAUAGACAGCGGUCAGGCCAAGUGCAAAAUAUGCAAAGCCCCGCUUAGAAACAGAGUUUCAAAUCUGAAAGGUCAUUUAUUCCAACAGCACGAUAUAAACUUAUAUUAUGCCAAAAGACAACCCAUGAAAAAAAUUAGAGUUAAUGUGAAUAGCCUGUUACUUCGAAACAAUAAAAAUGAUGUUUGGAAUUACUAUGAAAAUAUUAUAGACAGCGGUAUAGCCAGGUGCAAGACAUGCAAUGGCACACUGAAAAACAAUAGAGUUUCAAACUUAAAAACACACUUAUUGAAGAUGCAUAAUCUAAACCUAUCAGUUAAAAAAAUUCAACCGAUCGAAUCAGCCUCAUCCGAGGCGGAUUCAGUGCAUUCUGUCAAAAUAAUACCAAAGGAAAUAUUAAAAAUUAAUGUGAAUAGAAAACAGUUACUUAGAUCUUUUAUUGGUCUUGUGACCGAAGACUGCAUACCCUUAAAGGUGUUGGAUUCACCGAACAUGAGGAAUAUCAUUGGCCCAAUUUGCGACGGGCUGGAAGCUUCAGCUGGAAAGCCAAUGAGCUUAAAGGCCUCAAGCUGCAUUAAACAUUUGCAAUUGGUUGCAUCUAACAUAAGACUUGACAUCAAAACUGAAUUGAAAAACAAGCUGUUGUCAUUCAGAAUAGACAGUGCCUCGCGGCUAUGCAGAAACAUAGUGGGAAUCAGUGCACAAUUCCUAAGUGACGCUCAAAUAAAAUCCCGCUUUUUAGGAAUGAUUGAACUUAGAAAAGAGCCACCCAAAAAUGUUGCCGUCGAAGUGAUCAAUGUUUUAAAAAGGUACGACAUUAAAGUAGCCCAAAUGGUGUCAGCUACAUCCGAUAACGGAGAGCCCAUAGAAGAAAGCGGAGACGACUGUUCCAACGAAGAGUAUCUCAAAAAAAUCGAGUUGGUGGAAAAAUCACCCAACAUCCUAUUAGGACAUGUUCGAGUCUCUCGCUGUGCUGCUCACAGUGCCCAACUUUGUGUCCUUGAUGUUACAAAAUCCUCGGAAAUAAUUAAUUACAUAUUCACUUGUCGUAAUUUGACGAAAUAUAUCAGAAAACCAUCGAACCGAUAUCACGAAACUUUUGAGCAAAAACAACUAAAGAUGCCCCAGCUAGACUGCCCCACCAGAUGGGGCUCAACCUAUGCGAUGUUGGAACAUUUGAAACUUGCUAAAGACGUGAUACCCAAAAACGAAUCGGUGAGAAGUAACAUUCAAGACGGAAGCUAUGUAAUAGACUCGUUUUGGGAAUUUAUCGAAAGCUAUUGCGUCGUAUUCGGUCCCUUGCAAAAAACAAUACUCAAAUUCCAAGAGGAGCAACUGCACUACGGCAAUUUUUAUGCUCAAUGGUUAAAAUGCAAGAUAUGCACUGAAAAAAUCGUAAAGGAUGCCAGUCAAACUUUGACGACAACAAUUGGAAAUAUAAUUUUGAACUCCAUCGAUAAGCGAACAAAAAAAUUUAUGAAUAGUAGACGUUUAGUUUCGUGUUUGUAUUUGGAUCCUCGAUUCCAUCAUACCUUGACAGCAGAGCAAAAAGUGAAAGCUAGAGAUUAUUUAAAACAAGUUUGGGAUAGAAUCACGGAAGUUAAUCCCGAGGUCACUUGUUCAGCAUCGAUGGUUUCGAUUCCAGAUCAAUCCGUUGGCUUUGACGAAGAAGAUGAGUUACUAAACCAAUACUUGACUCAAGGACUACUUGAAGCGAACGUUGGAAGUAAAAGCGAUGUGUAUACAAAGAUUGAGACUCUUCAGCUUCCAUUUCACAGAAUUGAUGUAGACGUUCUAUCGUUUUGGCAAGCGAAAGAGAACUCUGAUCAGGAGCUGUAUGCAAUAAGCAAGGUGUGCUUUGCAAUACCGCCCACUCAGGUGGCGAUGGAGCGACAAUUUUCUACGCUACGACUGAUGCUUACUGACGAUUGGAAUCAACAUGGUCAGGAAACACUAGAAAACAUAUUGUUGGUGAAAUUAAAUCCAAAUUUUCUUGAAUCAGCCAUUGACCAGUUGCCGAUUUUUCAAAACGACCACGAUCCCCCCCCCGAUAGAAUCUAUAAAAGAAGAAGGUUCUGCAGCUGACGCAGCUGGUCGGGAUUGUCGAAGACCGACAUUGCUGUGAGACCCGCACUCGAGUAAAAGUAUUGAAGUAUUUCAAAUUCUUUUUUUCUAUAAAUUUUUUUUUUUUUUUUUUUUUUUCUCAACACUUGUCACUUUAUCUUUUCGCACUUGUAAAAUAAAACUCGAAAUAUUUA